AAGAUGGGUGACUGGAGUUUCCUGGGAAACAUUUUGGAAGAAGUUAACGAGCAUUCUACCGUCAUCGGGAGAGUAUGGCUGACAGUUCUGUUCAUCUUUCGCAUCCUCAUCCUUGGUACCGCUGCCGAGUUCGUGUGGGGGGAUGAACAGUCAGACUUUGUGUGCAACACCCAGCAGCCGGGUUGCGAGAACGUGUGCUACGACCAAGCCUUCCCCAUCUCCCACAUCAGGCUGUGGGUCCUCCAGAUCAUUUUCGUCUCCACGCCGUCCCUGGUUUACGUUGGCCACGCGGUCCAUCACGUCAGGAUGGAGGAGAAGAGGAAAGAGAGGGAGGAAGACAUGAACAGGCAAGAGGUGAACGAGGAGAAACUGCCUUUAGCCCCAGACGAAUGCAUCAAGGAGCCCACCAAAACAACCAAGAAGUUCCGCCUGGAGGGCACCUUACUUCGAACAUACAUCUGCCACAUCAUCUUCAAAACCAUUUUUGAAGUUGGUUUUGUAGUUGGCCAGUAUUUCCUCUAUGGAUUCCGCAUUCUACCACUCUACCGCUGCGGUAGAUGGCCUUGUCCCAACACCGUUGAUUGUUUCGUGUCUAGGCCAACCGAGAAGACAGUGUUUGUCAUAUUCAUGUUGGCAGUCGCUUCGGUAUCUCUCUUCUUGAAUUUCAUCGAAAUAACCCACCUGGGUUGGAAGAAGAUCAGGUUUGCUUUUCGGAAGACUGGCCAGCAGCCGGUAGAUUACCCGUCGCAGAAACUCUUCCACUCGAUUAGCGUGUCUUCCGUGCAGAAGGUGAGAGGUUAUAAACUGCUCGAAGAAGAUAAGCCGAUGACCCACUUUUACCCAAUGCCAGAGCCUGUCAAUCCAGCUCCCUUAAUCGGCUACCAAGAAAAAGUCAAGAGCGUUGAGCCAGUGGGAGAUAUGAUUAAAGUCUACACCGAGACGUUGCUCACCUACGAACAGCAAGACGACGCGGAGCCAGAACUCCAAGCUGGCGCAGAACCACAAGUGGACCCGGAAUUUGUGGCGGAAUCUGAACCUGCGCCUUUGGCAGAAGCGGAGGAAAACGGCGAGACCACGGAGCCGGAGCCACCGGCGGGAACGAGCGAAAGUCUACCAGCUACAAGACCCUUGAGCAGUUUAAGCAAAGCAAGUAGCCGAGCUCGGUCAGACGAUUUAACAGUUUGAAAUAAUAUUAGGUGAAAAAUUAAGCUUGAAAACGGAGUAUAUAAAGUUUAAAAUUUCACCACUUAUGGGGUACUUUGGAAAGUCUUGGUAGCAGAUAACAUUGGUAUUCAAUGUAUUUUAAAAUAAUUUAAUAUUCAAUCUGUCACUAUCCUAAAUUGGUUAAGCGGAUAUAACAGAUAUUUACAGAGAAAGAGGAUCCCGAUAUUUCAAGGUUCUUCUUUAUUUAAUAUAAACAUCUAAAACCCACAUGAACUAACCAUGCAUUAAUAUCCAGGUAUUUGGCUGCACUAUGUCCAGACAAAUGUGUACACAAUUAAUUGGUUUCAACAAUAAUGAAAUAUUUGGAAUAAUCAUAUGUUUCCAAUCUCUGAAAUUUAACUCUUAGACCCUUUCAAUAAAUUUUGACUCACAAAUCCUGUCAUUUCACCAACUUUCCAAGUGAUAGGGGCGUGGCUGGGAGGUGGUAGAUGAUAUCUACUGGUGUUCAAUCUUGCUCCACUUUUAAGUAAAAACAUUUUUUGGGGGGGAUUGAGACGUUAUGACACAAGUGUGUCUUCUUAAAAACUGAAACUCUUAGCCGCUGCAGGUUCUUAAAUGCUGUACCUACAUGGUUGAAUGGUUAUUAAAUACAUUGAAGUUUAUCUUUUCAAGUUGUCCUCAAGGAUGAAUUGCAAAGUCAUAAAUAUUUGAAGGCCACUAAUCAUACAACAUCCAUGAAGAACACAAGAACCAAAAUGCCUAAUAUGGCAUUGGGCUGAUUAAACCAGGAAGAUCAAUCUGUGUAAAUGCCUUUUUAAGUUUACAAUCUGUAAAAUACUUCAAAAGCUAAAAUCCUAACACUUUGUAAGAUCCUGAAUGGGUUUGUUUUAAUUUUUUAAUGUGUGUAAAUUUGUAUGUUUUCAUGAAUCAAAUUAUGCUUCCCUGUAUGGCUAUGAAUGUAGUGUUAUGUUCGAAUACGACCAGUCAAUUGUUGAUUACUCAGCUUAAAUUUAUCAUUUAAUGUCACGUACAAUACCAGAGCUUCAAAGUUAUUCAAGUUAUUCAAAGCUCAAGAGAAGAAAUCAAACACCCUUAUAAAAUCAUUCAAAAUUUCAAUGCCCUGUGGACCAUAUUGUCAAAAGAUUCCACUGGCAUCAAAAUCCCAAAUCGUGUUUAUUCCAGAUAAGAGAACUGUUUGGAGGUAAUAUUCCACCUUCACCAAAUGGUGUAGAUGAGGACUUUCACUGAGAAAUUAAUUGUAGCAGAUUAUUUUUUUUUAAAUGUGCACAACAUUUAAACAUACAAACCACUUGAAAAUACAUUCCAAAUAUGUGAUGCAAAAAAAAUCAAAUGCAUGCAGUAGAAUAAAUGUAAAAUAACAAAGAUUGAGGCCAUGGUCAAGUAAAUUAACGGGUUUAUGCAGUAGACUCUUUAAAGCCGCAGAAAGUGUAGAUAUGUAGAAUAUUGAAAUAUAUGGAUUUUCAAGAUAUGAACACGAACUAAGAGAGAUCACAGUUAUGAUUCUUUUGCAGGACUGAGUAAACCAUUUUAUAAUUGUUUCUGAAUUAGAAAUGAAAUAUAUUUCCGUUGCUUACUAAUUCUCAACCGUAGAAGUAACCAGCAAUAUAUCUGAUUCACCAAAUUCACUGCAGUAGUCGUGGAAAUAAAAUUGUGAUAACUAAAGUUUUUCUUGGAAUUUUGAGGAAAAAAUAUAUUAAUAUGUUAAUGCAUUUUUGGUCUACUAACAACUGAUCUUUAAAUUAGCGUUUAGCUGAUCACAGGAAAGACUGGAAAGUAGAGUACACCAUGCAUUCAUCAAUUCUUCUAGACAAUAAAUAUUGCAUUGCAUACUUUUAUGAUGCAUAUAACAGAUAUCGUUAAAAAAUGAAAUACAACCUAUCUACUGAUAACAAAAGACACAUAUUAGUUUUCACAUGUGAUAUUUGGACAUGUUGGACCAUAGAGUCGAUGAAACAAUAACUUUGCAAAUAAAUGUAUUUGUUUUGCACUAA
Messenger RNA from Amblyraja radiata (thorny skate), 3176 nucleotides. It is a transcript of the gene gja8b, whose product is annotated as gap junction protein alpha 8 paralog b. The record is from RefSeq and is a predicted model, not a curated record. Gene Ontology annotation, molecular function: gap junction channel activity. Lineage: Eukaryota; Metazoa; Chordata; Chondrichthyes; Rajiformes; Rajidae. Gene Ontology annotation, cellular component: connexin complex. The coding region runs from base 4 to 1185 and encodes 393 amino acids. The transcript has a single exon. Gene Ontology annotation, biological process: cell-cell signaling; gap junction-mediated intercellular transport.